UAGUCAUCAUGGCGGAACUGUAAUGUCCUGGGCGAGAAACUUGUACCCUCCAGUUGGAGUUCAUUUAUUUUAUUUAUUCAUGAAUUUUCCCGUCUUUUCCCUGAAAUGACUCGCUGGAUUCCCACCAAGAAAGAGAAAUACGGAGUUGUCAUCUACAACUACAAUGCCAAGGUGGAGCAUGGACUUAGCCUGCAAGUGGGCGACUCAGUUCACAUCCUGGAGACCUUUGAAGGGUGGUACAGAGGCUACACACUGCGGGACAAAUCGAAAAAGGGCAUUUUCCCAGCUUCCUACAUUCACCUGAAGGAGGCUAAAGUAGAGGGAACAGGACAGCAGGAGACAGUGAUACCUGCCGAUGUCCCCUUGGUACAUGAGCUGGGUGCCACCCUGAGGGAAUGGGCACAGAUUUGGCACAAGCUCUAUGUGAACAACAAGACCACGCUGUUCCGGCACGUGCAGCAGAUGGCCUACAGCCUUAUCGAGUACCGCUCCCAGAUCGUGUCGGGGACGCUGCCCAAAGAUGACCUGGUGGAACUCAAGAAGAAAGUGACCGCCAAGAUCGACUAUGGCAACCGGAUCUUGGGGCUGGACCUUGUGGUUCGCGACGAGGUGGGGAACACGCUCGACCCAGAGUCAACCAGCACUGUCAGCCUGUUCCGCGCCCAUGAGACUGCCUCGCGCAGCAUUGAUGACCGGAUCCAGGAGGAGAAGUCUCGGCUGCAGAACCUGGAAAUGCGCCGCCAGUCCCUCUUCAGUGUGGUGCACACUUACAGCCUCUUCAUGAACCUCAAGAACUUUGUCUGCAACAUCGGGGAGGAUGCUGAGCUGCUCAUGUCACUGUAUGACCCUGACCGGUCUGAGUUCAUCAGUGAGAACUUCCUGGUGCGCUGGGACAGUACUGGAAUGCCCAAAGAGAUCGAGAAGCUAAACAACCUGCCUGCACUCUUCACGGACCUGAGCAGCAGUGACCUGAUCAGGCCGCGCGUCUUUCUGGUGUGUCAGAUCAUCCGCGUGGGCUGCAUGGAGCUGAAGGAGGGCAAGAAGCACACAGGCGGGCUGCGGCGGCCCUUCGGUGUGGCAGUGAUGGACAUCACGGACAUUGCUCAUGGGAAAGUGGACGAUGAAGAGAAGCAGCAUUUCAUCCCUUUCCAGCAGAUUGCCAUGGAGACCUAUAUCCGUCAGAGACAACUCAUCAUGUCCCCACUCAUUCCCUCCAGAGUAAUCGGGGAGAAUGAGCCCCUGACCUCCGUCUUCAACAAGGUCAUCGCCAGUCGAGAUGUCAACCACAAGGGUCAAGGGCUGUUUGUCACUCUGAAGCUUCUCCCAGGAGAUUUGUCUCAGGUUCAGAAGGAUUACCCCCAUUUUGUGGAUAGGACAACUGCCAUAGUGAGGAAAAUGGGCUUCCCUGAAAUCAUUCUUCCAGGAAACGUGCGCAAUGACAUCUACGUGACGCUGGUGCAGGGCGAGUUUGAUCGGGGUAAGAAGAAGACACCCAAAAACGUGGAGGUGAUAAUGAGCGUGAUGGAUGAAGAAGGACUGCCCAUGGAGAAAGCCAUUUUUCCUGGGGCUGGCUAUGAUGGAAUUACGGAGUAUAAGUCAGUCAUUUACUACCAAGUCAAGCAGCCCUGCUGGAAUGAGACCGUCAAGGUGGCAAUUCCCAUUGAAGAUGUGUGCCGAUGCCAUCUGAGGCUGAUGUUCCGGCACCGAUCCUCACAGGACUCAAGGGACAAGUCAGAGAAGCCGUUUGGCAUGGCCUUCGUCAGACUGAUGAAAGCAGACGGAACCACACUGCGAGAUGGGAAGCACGACCUCAUUGUGUAUAAGGGUGAUGUAAAAAAGGCAGAGGAUGCCAAGACCUACCUGAGCCUGCCUGGGACCUGGGCUGAGGUGGAAGAGAAGGACAAACAGUCUGGGAAGCCCUUCCAGAACUCCAGCAUCAUUCCUGUCACCAAAGACAGCUUCCAAAUCACCACGCUCACCUGCUCCACCAAACUGACCCAGAACGUGGACCUUCUGGGGCUCUUGAAUUGGCGCUCUAACCCUCAGGACUUGGAGCAGACACUACAGAGGCUGAUGGAGGUGGAGGGGAGUGAAAUUGUCAAGUUUCUGCAGGACACUCUGGACGCCCUCUUCAAUAUCAUGAUGGUGACAUCCGAGAAGGAGACCUACGACAAGCUGGUGUUUAAUGCCUUGGUGUUCAUCAUCACGCUGAUAGGAGACAUUAAGUUCCAGCACUUCAACCCUGUUCUGGAGACCUACAUCUACAAGCACUUCAGUGCCACGCUGGCGUUCGCGAAGCUGACCAAGGUGCUGAAUUUCUAUGUGGGGAAUGCCGAAGACCCCAAGCUGACAGAAUUUCUCUACUCCGCUCUCAAAGCCCUGAAAUACCUCUUCCGUUUCAUUGUACAAUCACGAGUCCUCUACCUCAGAUUUUAUGGGAACAACGAAAACGGAGACGAGUUUUGUAACUCCAUUCACACUCUCUUCUUAUCCUUCAAUAACCUGAUGGACCGGCCGCUGGACGAGGGUGUGAAAAUCAAGGGCGCUAUAUUGAAAUACCUCCCAACCAUCAUCAACGAUGUCCAACAUGUCUUUGAGCCCGUAGAACUCAGUGUUCUGCUGACCAAAUUCAUUGAGAGCAUCCCAGACUUCCAGCUGGUGCGCCAGAAAUUGGGCUGUAUGUGCAAGAUAGUGGAAAGUGACCUCUUCAGACAGCCAGAGUGUCGAGAUGUGCUGCUCCCCCUGAUGACAGACCAACUCAGUGGCCAGCUGGAUGACCACUCCAACAAGCCAGACUAUGAGGCCUGUGGCCAGCUGCUCAGCACCAUACUGGACAUCCUGGACAGGAAGGAUGUGGGUCCCACCUCGGCUCACGUCCAGAUGAUCAUGGAGCGCCUCCUUCGCCGGAUCAACCGCACCGUCAUCAGCAUGAGCCGCACCCUCCCGCUCAUCGGUCACUAUCUGUCCUGCAUGACGGCCAUCCUGAAACAGAUGGAUGACUCUCACUACUCCCACUACAUCAGCACCUUCAAAACACGACAGGACAUCAUCGAUUUCCUGAUGGAGACAUUCAUCAUGUUUAAGGAUCUGAUCGGGAAUGUGUUCCCUUCGGACUGGAUGAUCAUGAACCUGCUGCAGAUCAGAGUGUUUCUGCGUGCAAUCAACCAGUAUGCAGAGGUUCUCAAUAAAUACUUCCUGGACCAGGCCAGUUUUGAGCUGCAGCUCUGGAACAACUACUUCCACUUGACCGUGGCCUUCCUUACCCACAAGUCCCUGCAACUUGAGACUUUCUCCCAGGAGAAACGCAACAAGAUCCUGAACAAAUAUGGAGACAUGAGGAAGGAAAUUGGCUUUAAGAUCCGGGACAUGUGGUACAACCUUGGUCCCCACAAGAUGAAGUUCAUCCCAUCCAUGGUGGGCUCAAUCUUGGAGGUGACUCUGGUUCCGGAGCCCGACCUGAGGAAAGCCACCAUCCCCAUCUUUUUUGACAUGAUGCAGUGUGAGCACAACUUCAGCCCCAACCACACCUUCCAAAUGUUUGAGAACGAGCUGAUCACGAAGCUGGACCAGGAAGUGGAAGGAGGCCGUGGGGAUGAGCAGUACAAGGUCCUCCUGGAGAAGACACUGCUGGAGCACUGCCGCCGCCACCGCUACCUGUCUUCCUCGGGGGAGUCUCUGGCCCUGCUCCUCAGCAGCCUGCUGGAGAACCUGCUGGCCUACCGCACCAUCACGCACGACGAGAGCCCCGAGCACCGCAUGAGCUGCACUGUCAACGUGCUGAACUUCUACAAGGAAAAGAAGAGGGAGGACAUCUAUAUCCGGUAUUUGUACAAGCUGAGGGAUUUACACCUGGACUGUGAGAACUACACAGAGGCUGCCUACACUCUCUUACUGCACGCUGAGCUCCUGGAGUGGUCCGACCAGCCCUGUGCUUCCCACCUCAUCCCACGGGAUGGCUCCAAGGUGUGGUCCCAGCAGGAACUCAAAGAGAAGCUCUUCCAGGAGAUCAUCCACUACCUGGACAAAGGCAAGAUGUGGGAGAAGGCCAUCAAGCUGAGUAAGGAGCUGGCAGGGAUGUAUGAGAAUCAGAUCUUUGACUUCAUGGAGCUCAGCCAGCUGCUGAAACAGCAGGCCCUGUUCUAUGAGAACAUCAUGCAUGCCAUGCGGCCACAGCCGGAGUAUUUCGCAGUGGGAUACUACGGCCUGGGCUUCCCCACUUUCCUCAGGAAUAAGGUCUUUAUUUACCGGGGGAAAGAGUAUGAAUGGCUAGAAGACUUCAGCUUGAAGCUGCUGUCUCAGUUCCCACUGGCUGUGAGGAUGACCAGCACGUCACCCCCUACUGACGAGAUCUGUAGCUCCGCUGGACAGCACAUCCAGUGUUUCACCGUCAAGCCUGUUCUCAACCUGCCUCCCCGCUUCAAGGACAAAGGAGUGCCAGAGCAGAUCCUGAAUUAUUACAGAACCAAUGAGGUGGACCAGUUCCAGUAUUCAAGACCCUUCAGAAAAGGCGAAAAGAACCCAGACAAUGAGUUUGCAACCAUGUGGAUUGAAAGGACUACCUACAUCACAGCCUACAAGUUCCCUGGGAUUCUCAAGUGGUUCGAAGUCAAGUCGAUCUCAGUUGAGGAGAUCAGCCCUCUGGAAAAUGCCAUUGAGACUAUGGAGAUGGCCAAUGAAAAACUCAGUAACCUGGUGCAGCAGCAAGCCUGUGAUCGCUCACUGGCUGUCCACCCACUGUCCAUGAUGCUGAAUGGCAUCGUUGACCCUGCUGUCAUGGGCGGCUUCUCCAACUACGAGAAGGCUUUCUUCACAGACGCCUAUAUCGAAGAGCACCCUGAGGACCUGGAGCGCAUUGAGAUCCUGAAACACCUCAUCGCCCUGCAGAUCCCGCUGUUGGCGGAUGGGAUACGAAUUCAUGGGGAGAAAUCCACGGAGCAGCUGAAGCCGCUGCACAACCGCCUGGUCUCCUGCUUCCAGGAGCUGAAGGAGAAAGUGGAGAAGCACUAUGGUGUCAUCACGCUGCCCUGCUCCCUGACAGAGAGGAAGAAGAGCCGCGUGGGCUCAGUAGUGAUGCCAUACAUCAUGUCCUCGACGCUGCGCCGCCUGUCCACUGUGUCCACGCUGUCCACCGCCUCCUCGGGUCACUCCAGCGGCUCCGGCUCCUCCGACGGCACCCCUUCCCGGCCCUGCUCGCAGGACUCUCUGCUCUCCCGAGGCAGCGACCGGAGAGCCUCGGUGCUGUCCCGCUCCGAGGAGGACAAUAGAAUCGGCCGCAAGAACCGGAGGGAGUGGAACAUCAGUAAAUCCCAAGUGCUGAUGGAGAGACUGCCAGACGCAGACGGGACCCCUCCAGAGAGGCCUCAGAGACCCAAAAGCUUGCAGUUUGGGGACCGGCGAGUGACCCUGUCCCUCUUCCAGGGGGGAUCCUCUCAGCUCAACUUGUCCAACCCACUCAGCCCCCUGCCCCCCUCUCCUCACACACCUCGCAGUUCCAGUUACACUUCUCUUCAGAGUGAUGGUGAUUUGAGCUCAGACCCCCCAAGCACACCUCCCCCCAUUCCUUCAAAAAGACACGCCAAUGAAAACGACAGCCCCCGGAACUCAGCAGAGUUUGUGCCCCCUCUACCAGUGAAAGGGGAUACCAGACCACCCCCGCCGCCUCCCAAAACGCGCAAGUCCGUGGUCUCGACGUUUGAGCACAGUCCGCAGUGAAGGGGGGCGUCGGUCCUGAUGCUGGGAUCGUCCGUGUGAACGGGUGUGUGAAGAAUAUCAGGCCCUGUGUCACCCUUUCCGUCCCUUCCCUCCCUUCAUCUGACUACAGCGAUUAGCGAAGAGCAGUGGGACCUGAGAGAGAGGGGGGGGAGGGUGGAGAGCACAUCUGGAGGCGAAAGUGUCCUGGAACGCUGAAAUUCUUUUCUGUCGGUGAAGUGGCCUCCCUCAAAUGGUUCGCACAGAGCGCGGCCUGUCCAGGUGGUGUACACGGCUGGACAAACGAACAGCUUGAAGUCGACCGAAGUGUUUUUAGUUGAGAUUCCGUCAGAACCUGAGUUUUGACAUUUUUAAAAAUAAUACACAGUCUUCUAAGGAUGUCCAAGACUGCAAAACAAAACAGUUGUGAAAUAAAUUAUGAAUAUACUACGCUGUAAAUAAUCGGGGUCGGGAAAUGACUAAAUUCGUUUGGAAGCUUUUUUUUGUCCAGUUUUCAGCAGCCACAGUAGACAAAUUAAAACUCCUGUGUGAAUCCUGGAAGCACUGCAUUCAUGUUAUAAAGUCAACAACCGGAGCUUUAAAUCACUGCUGUGCAAACCUCCCUUUUAUCAAUAAUGGAUUCUACAAGUUCAAGUUCUGUGUAAAGAGUUCUUUCAUUCUUACAGAAUGUUUGUUACUCCACACACCUCCUUAGCAGCCUGACUCCCUGGAAGACUUCCCUGUUGUCAACAGUGAUUGAAGAACCUUGCAGUAAUGUGUUCUUAUUUUAAUCAGUUUGCAAAGGCCUCCAAAUGUGGGAUUUUAAUAGUGUUUGGAAAAGGAGGGAAGGGUUUUAUACAACGCAGGAGCUUCAAUAAAUGUUUCCAGGCACUCAUUUCAUUCAGUGUAACAACUUAAAGUGUUAAACUUAGUGUAAGUGUAACUUACGAUUUUUUGACAUGCUGGUGGCUUGCGAAACACAGUAUUGGCGGUCACAAAAGAACAAGUGCACGAUCUUCGUGUCCAAACCCACAAGUUCCCUUUCCAUGUGACAUCACAUGCCUUGGUUUGGCUAUGAAAAAUCGUGGCACAAUGAAAUCAACUGGUCGACAGUAGCCAAGUUACAAUAAAUGCUGCAGUGUGACAGAAUAUCUCAUAAGAAAUACAAAACAGGAGGACAAGAUGAGUUGCGAGACAAUAAAAAAGGCAGGAUUAUUUUUUUUUUUUGGCCUGGGGUGUGUAAUGGUCCUUACCUGUGGCAUUCCACCCUCUGGGGCUCAUUUUAUGAACUCAUUUUGCACACCUCCAAUAAGCCUGUAAUUAAAAUGAGAUGCAGUGUAUGGUGUUCAAUAUCUGUAUUCCUCGACUUCAGAAAAGCACUUUGGCCAAAAACAUGGCAUGGUAAGUAAAAGACAAAAACAUUUUAAGCAGUUCAUGCUGCAUUUUAAAUGAUGCAUUGUACCAAACCUCCACUCACAUGCUUUUAAAUUCUUUCAAGACAUACUAAAGAUAUUUUUGGAAUAGCUUUCUCUUAGGCUAGUGCUUAAGAUGCUUUAAUUACCUCAUUUAUUAAACAAAGAUAAUCAAAACAUGCACUGGAUUUCAAUCUAAAUGUGAUUUUAUGUUUGUCUUAAGGGAAAAUGUGUGUUUGUAUAAAUGUAAUGUUUUCCUACAAACAAAUGGACUCGUUUUGUAUGGGUCUUGAUGUCACUGUGUAGUUUAUGCACAAGUGCCCUGGAUUAGAUGCCUGAUGUUUUUAUCUUCCUGACUGUCACUGUGAUGAUCUGUCUGAUAAAAAUGCUUGGUUAUGCAUCAGCCUAUAGGAAGGUUUGCGAGUCUCUGUCUGAUAUGAAACUGUCUUCUUCAACACUGGAUCCUUGAAUGCUGAAUGUGCACAAAUUUAAUUCAAGGUAAUCUCCUUUUUGCAAGGAAAUCAGGAUAUAUGCAGUAAAAUGAAGUUUGCAGGAAAAAAUUAAUACUAAUUCAAUCACAUCAGUACCACAAUCGACAAAAUGCUAUUCGUAUGAGGGACCUAGCCUUACAAAUGAUACAGGCUUUUUGAUUUAUUGUUCCUUUGCUUUACUUGUGUGUCUUUCUCUUUGUCGAACUAAAAAAGUUUCCACGGUCGUCGUCAAGGAAACAGAGCAGGCUUACAAAAUGUGUCAGUUUUGUAGCUAGAAUCUCUCAAGGGACCAAAAUGAACCAAACCUAUAUCAUGGGGUAAAAAUUGUAUUUUGCAGAAAAAAGAAAGGAAUGUAAAACAGGGAGAUGGCAGGUAGGAGUUGCUAGAAAUGAGCAGUUCAGCUUUGGAGGAAAAGCAUGUCAAAACACUGAUUUUUUUGGUAUAUUUUUAUUUGUAACGUCAAACUGUCAGAAUAAAAUAAUUUAA
Molecule: messenger RNA, 8077 nt
Organism: Lepisosteus oculatus (spotted gar)
Lineage: Eukaryota; Metazoa; Chordata; Actinopteri; Semionotiformes; Lepisosteidae
Gene: dock5
Product: dedicator of cytokinesis 5
Biological process (GO): small GTPase-mediated signal transduction; cell migration; myoblast fusion
Cellular component (GO): plasma membrane; cytoplasm
Molecular function (GO): guanyl-nucleotide exchange factor activity; small GTPase binding
Source: RefSeq, a predicted model, not a curated record